Chelonoidis abingdonii (Abingdon island giant tortoise) is the source of this 2902-nucleotide messenger RNA. RefSeq names its product discs large MAGUK scaffold protein 2 (gene DLG2). The record is from RefSeq and is a predicted model, not a curated record. NCBI's taxonomy places the organism in Eukaryota, Metazoa, Chordata, Testudines, Testudinidae. Gene Ontology annotation, molecular function: protein kinase binding; ionotropic glutamate receptor binding. Gene Ontology annotation, biological process: receptor clustering; cell-cell adhesion; chemical synaptic transmission. Gene Ontology annotation, cellular component: neuromuscular junction; neuron projection; postsynaptic density membrane.
AACAAUAUAUGUACACAGGCAGUGUGUGUGCUGGAUGACCACCCCCUGUGAUGUAAAAUAUGAGAGUCUGGGAGCUACUGUGUUAUAAUUCAUUCAGCAAUUGAAUGUUGUUGGUUUGCUUAGUUAUAAAGGCAAGUGUGAACUGAACAGCAGACAGGAGAAUCUUGUAUUAAGAAUCUUGAGAAGCUGCAUUUAGUGCCUGGUCUCUCUGCUUUUGUUCAAGCAAAUUCUGUCUUCGAGUACGCUCGAUUUGAGGCAAAAAUCCAUGAUCUACGCGAGCAGAUGAUGAACCACAGCAUGAGUUCUGGGUCUGGCUCCCUGAGAACCAAUCAGAAGCGGUCACUCUACGUCAGAGCUAUGUUUGACUAUGACAAAAGCAAGGACAGUGGCCUCCCAAGUCAAGGACUCAGUUUCAAAUUAGGAGACAUCCUCCACGUUAUCAACGCCUCUGAUGAUGAGUGGUGGCAGGCGAGGAGGGUCACUCAGGAAGGAGACAGUGAGGAGAUGGGAGUUAUACCCAGCAAAAGGAGGGUUGAAAGAAAGGAGCGUGCACGUUUGAAGACUGUGAAGUUUAAUGCGAAACCUGGUGUGAUUGAUGCAAAAGGGUCAUUCAAUGACAAGCGUAAAAAGAACUUCAUCUUUUCACGAAAAUUCCCAUUCUACAAGAACAAGGAACAGAGUGAGCAGGAAACAAGUGAUCCAGAACGGGGACAGGAAGACUGCAUCCUAUCCUAUGAACCUGUCACAAGACAGGAAAUUAAUUACACCAGACCCGUUAUUAUUUUGGGUCCUAUAAAAGAUCGGCUCAAUGAUGAUUUGAUAUCUGAAUUCCCUGAUAAGUUUGGAUCAUGUGUACCACAUACCACAAGACCGAAGCGUGACUAUGAAGUGGAUGGGAGAGAUUAUCAUUUUGUCACUUCGAGGGAACAAAUGGAAAAGGAUAUCCAGGAGCACAAAUUUAUAGAAGCUGGGCAGUACAAUGAUAAUUUAUAUGGGACUAGUGUGCAGUCUGUGAGAUUCGUAGCAGAACGGGGCAAGCACUGUAUACUUGAUGUAUCAGGAAAUGCUAUUAAACGGUUACAAGCUGCACAACUCUACCCCAUUGCUAUCUUCAUUAAACCUAAAUCAUUGGAGCCACUAAUGGAAAUGAAUAAACGUCUUACAGAGGAACAAGCCAAGAAAACCUACGAGCGAGCACUUAAAUUAGAACAAGAAUUUGGAGAAUAUUUUACAGCUAUUGUCCAAGGAGAAAGCUUAGAAGAAAUAUAUAAUCAAUGCAAACUUGUAAUUGAAGAACAAUCUGGGCCUUUCAUCUGGAUUCCUUCAAAGGAAAAGUUAUAAAUUAGCUACUGCACCUCUGAUUAUGAUGGAAGAAUAUUUAGAAGAAAACUACACUAUGCUAUUUUGAGGCUUUUCUGUUUUUGUUGCAUUUAUGUUCUUGCAGUCAAUGUGAAUUUUUAUGAAUGUACAACACAAAGUGUUUGAAGCCAUGAAGGACAGUGAUGGGUCAAAAGGGUAGGAACAGAAAGACUUUUACCAUACAAAGCAAAUCUGUUGUGUGCGCAAAAGACCUGUUGUAGGUAUAAACUUUUGACAUGGGGACCCUCUGCCAAAGGGAGCUAGCCACCUACUGCACCCACAUGGACAUCGUGAAUGAUUUCAGUGGCUGAGCUCAGCGUGUUGAUCGGUUUAAAGAGAAGUUUCUCAGCUCCUGAACCUUGUGUAGGGCUUGAGCCUGCAAGGGGCUGAACACCUGACCCCGGUUCAUACACCUGUGGGUAGUCCCAUUGAAGUCAGUGGUACUAAGCAUGUGCUUAAGUGUUUUGAUGGAUCAGGGCCACGUGCACCUUGCUGGAUUGAGCCCAUAGAACCUGUUCCAACUCCUAUUGAAGUUAAUGGAAAGAUUCCCAUUGACGUUGGAUUGGGUGCUAAGCUUGUCAUUGCACAUCAGUAGUUGGUACACCUUGACUUUGGUAACUAUGCACAUGUCUUGAUUUCCAAAACCAAGUCAAGCAUUUCUUUCUCCCCUUUGGACACACUAUUAUAUCAGGAAAUAACCCCCUGUAGUUUAUUUCAAUGGAAUUUGGUGUUGGGAAGAGAACAGAAGCAUUUCACGUCACACACAUACCCACUCACACGUGUGAGGAUUCACAGUACCUAAACUGACAAGGAGGGAUACAACUGGGAAAAGCUUUAAAAUUUUAGAUUGUCUAUUUUAUCAUUUAUACUGAUAGAAGGCACUUAAUGAUGGAAUAAUUUAUAAAAAUUAAAAUAUAUUGAUGUAUAGAAACUAAUUUCUAUAGGUGAAAAAUGUUUUGUGAGAUAUUUUGUAAAGAUUAAUUAAUUGAAAGAUUAAAUAUUUGCACCCUGGUCUGGCUGUAAAAUGUAAAGAGGACCUUCAAGUUGCACUAUCCCUUUUUGCAACAAAUUAUCUAGUAAUAUUAUCAAACCAUAUAAUUUCUUAAAUUUUAGAUGGCAAUUUGCUUUUUUUUUUUUCAACUUAAUCCUUCUCUUUCCUGUUAUUUAAUCAUGAUAAAUUCCCAUGCAAGGAAUUCAAAUUUACUCCCUACAGGGUUUUUUUGUUGUUACUGUUUUGGAAAUACUAGGAUGAUGCAUCUUUAAAUUGAAACAGAUGAUUUUUCAGAGGCAAAAUGUCAGUGACUUGAAUGCAGUAUAUUAUUUUCUCUCUUGAAGGGAGCCAUAAUCUUCACUGGAAAACAUUUUAUAAUCAUUCCUUAUGCUGUAAGUGAAAUGCCAGAAGCAUUUAGUCCUUUUUGCUGGUAGGCCACUGACUAACUUGUGUCAUCAUUUCAUUUCACAGUCAACAGGGGUUGUCACCAGCCUGGGGCAAUGGACAUUUGUGGAGAAUUUGGGGAAAAUCCGUGGAAUUUCAGCUUGGGGU